Messenger RNA from Eruca vesicaria subsp. sativa (arugula), 1309 nucleotides. NCBI's taxonomy places the organism in Eukaryota, Viridiplantae, Streptophyta, Magnoliopsida, Brassicales, Brassicaceae. The record is from the annotation of a GenBank genome assembly.
ACCAAAUGAAGUUUCUUUUUAGAUAUUUUCACUCGCGCGUGCGACCAUCUCAGUUUCUUAUGAGAACUUAACCUAAACGAUUCUCUCUUCCACGCGUUUUCUCAGAGGAGUGUCUAACAAGAUCAAUGGGGAAGGAAGUUGAUAAUAAGUUCACUUGGGUGAUUAGGAACUUCUCUCUUCAAUCCAAGAAAAUUUACUCUGACGAGUUCGUUGUUUGUGGCUGCAAAUGGCGUCUUCUUGCUUUUCCUAAAGGAAAUGGUGUUGAGUAUUUGUCUCUGUAUCUGGAAGUUUCUGGUAGGAAAUCAUUGCCUGAUGGAUGGAGAAGACGAGUGAAACUGCACUUAAGUAUAGUGAAUCAAGUUUCUGAAGAGCUCACCCAAAUUAGAGCUACAGAGCACUGGUUUCAUUGGCGGGACUGCGACUGGGGUUUUACAUCGAUGUUUCCACUUGGCAAAAUUCAUGAUAGAUAUGGUGGAUUCCUGGUAAACGGAGAGCUCAAGAUUGUUGCUGAGGUAGAUGUUCUUGAGGUUAUUGGAAAAAUAGAUGUACCAGAUGAAACUGAAGAGGAAACCAAUUCACUGAGCGAGGUAGAGGAAGAUGAUGGUGCGGAGUGUAGUGAUUUUCUUGAGCUUUCAGCAAGUGAAAGCACAGACUUCAAUGGCUUUCAAGUUCUUCAUUCACAGGUGGAAUCCGUGAGUCUUAUAUUUGAAAGACACCCUGACAUUGCAUCACAGUUCCGUCCAAAGAAUCACCAUCUAAGGACAGCUUACAUCAACGUCCUCCUCAGCCUAAUCAAGACGCUGUGCCAAUCGACUCAGGAGCUCUCCAAGGAUGAUCUGAAUGACGCAUAUGCUUCUCUUGCGUACUUGACAGACGCAGGGAUGAAUUUAGAUUGGUUAGAAGAGAAAUUGGAAGAAAUGUCAGAAAAGAAGGAGAAACAGGAAGCUGGCGAGAAAAGGAUGAAAGAGAUAGAGGAAGAGUUGAAGGAUUUGAAGCUGAAGUUCUCAAACCUGGAAGCUGAGCUGGAGAAGGAGAAAGCAGAUGUGUCUGUGGCCAGAGCUCCCUUAUCAUUCGAUGAUAUUGUUUGAUGUGGCUACGAUUGUGUUCUAAGUCGAUUGGAUUUUUAGUUCUGUUUGGUUUUCUAGUCUCUGCUCGUCCUGUCUUGGUUUCAAUUUGGUAGUCGUAUUCAAACUCGGGAAGAUAAGUGAUGGAUUGGAAACAUCCGCAUCUUGUAAAUAAGUUUUUUGUGGUUGAUGACUCGUUAGGUUACUUUAAUGCACCUAUGUUUCUUGAUCAAUUAGUAUGGCAC